AUGUAUUUCUUCACCCUCGCAGUGCUGGAUUCCCUACAUCUCGCCUUCACGUUGCUUUCGAUCAACGUAGAUGCACUACAACCUGCGAGCGUGGUGACGGCCUUCACGACCCCGUUAUCUGCUGUCCUCGUGUCACGCUUCCUCCUCCAUCUACAAUCAGCGAGCCUCCGGGCUGUUGGCUCCACACCGUCCUCACAGAUUUUGUCAAUGCAUCUCGACCACUCCCUGGUAUUCGAGCGCAUCGUUGGAUCACUUGGAGCAUCGAUUUCUGCUGAAGAUUAUCUUAAGGAGGACUAUGAUGACGAUGGAAAUGUGGAGAGAGCUGACGAGCUGACAUCGAGGGAGUAG
Dichomitus squalens LYAD-421 SS1 is the source of this 348-nucleotide messenger RNA. RefSeq lists its product as uncharacterized. The record is from RefSeq and is a predicted model, not a curated record. The transcript has 4 exons. NCBI's taxonomy places the organism in Eukaryota, Fungi, Basidiomycota, Agaricomycetes, Polyporales, Polyporaceae. The coding region runs from base 1 to 348 and encodes 115 amino acids.